GUCAUGCGAGAUGGGAUAUAAAUAGGCGAGGCUCCCCAGCAGCUGACAGUGAAGUUUCCUCCACCGACACGACACAAUGAACGCUAAGAUCCUCCUCCUGCUCGGUGUGGUGGCCGUGGCUGCUGCUGACAGUCGCCCCUCGUACUCCGUGCCUCGGUAUUCAUCUGAGGAGAGCGGUCCUGCUCAAUACAACUUCCAGUGGGCCGUCAACGACGCCCCCUCAGGUAACGACUUCGGUCACCAAGAGAACCGCGACAACGACAACACCAGGGGGUCGUACACCGUGCAGCUUCCCGACGGUCGUCUGCAGACCGUGAGUUACUCCGUGGACGGUGACUCAGGCUACAUUGCUGAUGUCAAGUACGACGGAGAUGCUCGCUACCCCGACUCUGAUGAAGUAAGGUCCUACACCCCACCCAGACCCCAGUAUGGUUAAGACCCCGACCACUGUCUCAGCAAAGGUGGCUGAUUACUAUUUUAAACUAAAGUACAUUGGUUUUAUUCCUGAGAAUAUGCUAUGUUAAUCUUGAUAACCUAUUUAUAUACUUAAACAAAAUUCACUGUA
Messenger RNA from Homarus americanus (American lobster), 565 nucleotides. RefSeq names its product pro-resilin-like. The transcript has 3 exons. NCBI's taxonomy places the organism in Eukaryota, Metazoa, Arthropoda, Malacostraca, Decapoda, Nephropidae. The record is from RefSeq and is a predicted model, not a curated record. Gene Ontology annotation, cellular component: extracellular matrix. The coding region runs from base 77 to 436 and encodes 119 amino acids.